GUCACAUGAUCAAUAUUCUUGGACAAGAUGGCGAUCGCUUCGGCUAGAGGAAAGUUAAUCGCUGUGAUCGGUGAUGAGGACACGUGUACAGGAUUUGUGUUGGGCGGUAUCGGUGAACUCAACAAACAUCGACAUCCCAACUUUCUUGUUGUUACAAAGAACACAAGCAUUGGUGAGAUUGAAGAAUGUUUCCGAGGGUUUCUCAUCCGAGAUGAUAUAGCAAUAGUUCUCAUCAACCAGACGAUAGCGGAGAUGAUACGGUACGUGAUUGACGGCCACACAGAGCCAAUCCCCGCCGUUCUGGAGAUUCCCAGUAAAGACGCCCCCUACGAUUCCAAUAAAGACUCCAUUUUGAGGAGAGCCAAGGGCAUGUUCAGUGUGGACGAUUUCCGGUAGAAGACAUAGAUAUGAGACAUGGUUAGGGCGGCUGUAGAUGGUGGAGAAGAUCAUUUACCUCGUGACGCUGACGUACAGAGUGACAUGUUGAAAAAUAGUGUAAUAUAGUAUGGCUGGUUAUUGAAAUGUGUUUUAAAGGUGCACACCCUAGUUUCAACCCGUUAAAAUGGACACUAAGUUUGGUUUAAGUUACAAACCUGUAACACAUUUGGAUAAUGUUACAAGAGAGUGAAACAAGAGUCUGUGGCAUUGAAACGGUGAAAUACCAUUAAAAAUAGAUGAAAAAUCAACUCCAUAAUAUAUAUCCUGGGAAGGGGGCCUCGCUGUUAUAUGUGCUAUAGGCCAUGCGAAUCCUUAUUCUGACUGUGACUAAGGCUGUGUUCAACCAUCGUGGACAAACAUUUGCAAAAACUGGUUCAUGUUCUUCACAUUAAAACUGAAUUCAGUUACUAAAUCAGAGACCAAUCAAACAGUUCGAAAGUGAUAGCGACACUUGCUGAACGCAGAUCAAAUACGUGCAUAUAUAAAAAGAAAAAAUUCUACACACCCACUAAAUAUAGAAAAAAUAUAUAGAACCCUAGCCCGAGUACCCUGUGAGAGGUAGACGGUGAUUUGGACAGUUAUGACGCUCGUCCAAAUGUCCGUCUAGCUGUCAAUCUGAUUAAAAUUAGCUCUACUGGGUCUACCAGUAAAUCUAACAGCAUUGCGUGUUCUCCCAUGUCCAGGUGACAUUUCAU
Gigantopelta aegis is the source of this 1133-nucleotide messenger RNA. RefSeq names its product V-type proton ATPase subunit F-like. Lineage: Eukaryota; Metazoa; Mollusca; Gastropoda; Neomphalida; Peltospiridae. The transcript has 5 exons. Gene Ontology annotation, cellular component: membrane; proton-transporting V-type ATPase, V1 domain. Gene Ontology annotation, molecular function: proton-transporting ATPase activity, rotational mechanism. Gene Ontology annotation, biological process: proton transmembrane transport. The coding region runs from base 28 to 396 and encodes 122 amino acids. The record is from RefSeq and is a predicted model, not a curated record.